Gorilla gorilla gorilla (western lowland gorilla) is the source of this 1171-nucleotide messenger RNA. RefSeq names its product U2 small nuclear RNA auxiliary factor 1 like 4 (gene U2AF1L4). The transcript has 9 exons. Gene Ontology annotation, molecular function: metal ion binding; RNA binding. Bases 109 to 957 code for a protein of 282 amino acids. Gene Ontology annotation, biological process: mRNA splicing, via spliceosome. Gene Ontology annotation, cellular component: U2AF complex. Lineage: Eukaryota; Metazoa; Chordata; Mammalia; Primates; Hominidae. The record is from RefSeq and is a predicted model, not a curated record.
UCCGAGCGCUUGGUAAGCGCCUGGAGAGGGCAACGAACUACACUUCCCAGUGCUCCUAAGCAACGGAAGUGACGUAAGAGCAGCCAGACCUGGAGGGCUUGGGUAAAAAUGGCUGAAUAUUUAGCUUCGAUAUUCGGGACUGAGAAGGACAAGGUUAACUGCUCUUUUUACUUUAAGAUCGGGGCCUGCCGGCACGGGGACCGGUGCUCCCGGCUUCACAACAAGUCGACAUUCAGCCAGACCAUAGUGCUGCUCAGCCUGUACCGGAAUCCACAGAACGCAGCCCAAACUGCAGACGGAUCACACUGUCAUGUGAGCGACGUGGAGGUGCAGGAGCACUAUGAUAGCUUCUUCGAGGAGGUGUUCACAGAACUGCAGGAGAAGUAUGGGGAGAUUGAAGAGAUGAAUGUGUGCGACAACCUUGGGGACCACCUCGUGGGCAACGUCUAUGUCAAGUUCCGGAGGGAGGAGGAUGGACAGUGGGCCGUGGCUGAACUCAAUAACCGCUGGUUCAACGGGCAGGCUGUGCACGUUGAGCUGUCUCCUGUCACUGACUUCCGGGAGUCAUGCUGUCGCCAGUAUGAGAUGGGGUAUGGUAGUUCAAGGGUGGGAUGGGCACUUGGAAUAGCAGACUUUGAAUGCGUGGUAGGGGCUGUCAGUGACAAUGGCUUCCUCCAUCUCUCUACCCUCUAUGCACGGAAUGUACCCGAGGUGGCUUCUGCAACUUCAUGCAUCUGCAGCCCAUUUCCCAGAACCUCCAGAGGCAGCUCUAUGGGCGGGGACCCAGGCGCAGGCUGGAGUGCAAAGGCGCGGUCUUGGCUCAGUGCAACCUCUGCCUCCCAGAGAUGGGGUUUCACCACGUUGGCCAGCCUGGUCUCGAACUCCGGACCUCAGGUCGCCCCCGAGGUUCCAUACUGGCCACCAUCCCCGAGAGAGGAACCAUCGGUGUUCCCCUGAUCACCGGCAUGGCCGCUUCUGAGGCACUGGCCCCCUUACCCUUCACCCCCGACAGGGACAGAUGUUCCUGGCAGGACCUCUCCUCAAAGCCCCCUUCACUCUCCUGCCCCAUCCUUCCCAGGCUCCCGGGCUCCAUAAUGUAAUCUGUUCAGCAUGGAGACCUUCUUCUACUGCCCCUGUCUUAAUAAAGCUGCGUGUUUCACUUCGGCAUCAA